Molecule: messenger RNA, 3137 nt
Organism: Hypanus sabinus (Atlantic stingray)
Lineage: Eukaryota; Metazoa; Chordata; Chondrichthyes; Myliobatiformes; Dasyatidae
Gene: cdc40
Product: cell division cycle 40 homolog (S. cerevisiae)
Exons: 15
Coding region: 12-1742 (576 amino acids)
Biological process (GO): mRNA splicing, via spliceosome
Cellular component (GO): catalytic step 2 spliceosome
Molecular function (GO): protein binding; mRNA binding
Source: RefSeq, a predicted model, not a curated record
CCGCAGCUAAAAUGUCGGCGAUCGCGGCUCUGGCUUCCUAUGGCACCGGCAGCGACAGCGGGAAUGAUUCUGACGGGGAUUGCGGAGAGGUUCCUUGCAGGGAUGCCCUGGUUCACUUACAGGCCCUUGACUCCGGGAAGUCGAUGUCAGUGGCUUUGAACUCGGCGCCCGAGGUCGCCGUAAAGGAAGAUGUGGAGACAGGAGUUCACCUUGACCCAUUCCUGAAGGAAGUCACAUUCAAUCCAUUGUAUGAAACUAUGUUUGCACCAGAGUUUGGACCAGUGAACCCUUUCAAGACACAGCAGAUGGCUGCCCCUAGAAAUAUGCUGUCUGGAUAUGCUGAACCUGCCCAUAUUAAUGACUUCAGGUUUGAGGAGCAAAGAAGGACCUUUCACACCUAUGGUUAUGCUUUGGAUCCAACAUUAGACCACAGUGAAGUUCCAGCAGGGGACACAUAUAUUGGUAGUGUUGAAGAUGCUGAAAAGAAUCAAGGACUUACAGUAUUUGAAUCUGGUAAAAAGAAAUCAGAAAAGCGCAAAAAGUUAAAAGAAGCAGACCCAGCAAAUAUUGAAGGCUUUCAAGGACCUUGGGCAAAGUAUGUCGAUGAAAAGGAUGUGGCCAAGCCUUCAGAGGAAGAACAGAAAGAACUUGAUGAGAUCAUCGCAAAGAGGCAGAAGAAGGGCAAACAAGACGAUGAAAAACCUGCAGAAGAGAAAACAAUCCUUCACAUCAAAGAUAUGUAUGACUAUCAAGGCAGAUCAUAUUUGCACAUUCCUCAGGACCUUGGAGUCAAUUUACGAUCUGAUCAACCACCAGAGAAGUGUUACCUCCCUAAGAAGCAGAUGCACGUAUGGGCUGGACAUACUAAGGGCGUCAGUGCUAUUCGACUAUUUCCAAAAUCUGGUCACCUGCUUUUGUCCUGUUCCAUGGACUGUAAAAUCAAGCUUUGGGAAGUUUACAAUGACCGCAGAUGUAUUCGAACAUUCAUUGGUCAUAGUAAAGCUGUGCGAGAUAUCUGUUUCAAUAAUGAUGGCAAGCAGUUCCUCAGUGCUGCUUAUGACCGCUACCUUAAACUCUGGGAUUCCGAGACAGGGAAAUGUAUUGCCAGGUUUUCUAAUCGAAAGGUCCCAUACUGUGUUAAGUUUAAUCCUGAUGAAGAUAAGCAGCAUCUGUUUGUGGCUGGAAUGUCGGACAAGAAAAUUGUCCAGUGGGACAUUCGAUCUGAAGAGAUUGUGCAGGAGUAUGACAGGCAUCUGGGAGCUGUUAACACAAUCACAUUUGUGGAUGAAAACAGGCGAUUUGUGAGUACAUCUGAUGACAAGAGCCUUCGAGUAUGGGAAUGGGAUAUUCCUGUGGACUUCAAAUACAUUGCUGAGCCAAGUAUGCACUCCAUGCCUGCAGUGACAUUGUCACCCAAUGGAAAAUGGCUGGCAUGUCAAUCGAUGGAUAACCAAAUUCUAAUCUUUGGAGCUCAAAACAGAUUCCGAUUGAACAAGAAAAAGAUCUUUAAGGGCCACAUGGUGGCAGGUUAUGCUUGUCAAGUGGAUUUCUCACCUGACAUGAGUUAUGUUGCCUCGGGUGAUGCCGAUGGAAAACUGAACAUCUGGGAUUGGAAGACAACCAAACUUUACAGUCGAAUCAAAGCACAUGAUAAAGUUUGCAUUAGUGCAAUCUGGCAUCCCCAUGAAACAUCAAAAGUCAUCACAUGUGGUUGGGACGGACAGAUCAAGUUGUGGGACUGAUGGGAUUUCCUGGAAUUACCUGGCAUCUGGACUCUUGAGAUAUUGUCUUCAAAUUCGUUGAGAAGUGCUUUUAGAUACGUUCUAAGUGACUGAAGCAACUGACAUUCUCAAGGAAUAUUGGAUGUGUAUUAGAUUGAAGGCUCAGGAUGCAAGAAUACCCAUCUGCUUCUUUUAUAAACUUGAGUCAUCUUAAACAAUCAACAAACUAUUCAGUACUACCUUAUUCUCUCAUUAUUUAUUAAGAAUUUGUGCUAUUGAGGAAAAAAAAUUGAGUGAUUACAAAUUGGAAGGAACAAGAUAAACGAUAUUUUUGAACACAGCUUUAAAGUCUUCCUGUGCAAAGAACUGUGCUAAUAUACAGUGCUUCUGUUGGGCCAAAUCAGUUAAAGGUCGCUCAGAGGAAUGUGGCAUCUUCAAAGAACCUUGUGUUACAACUCUGUUCAUAGUAUUGUCUGUUAUUAAUUGGAAAAUAGAUAAUGUCUUCAAACCUAUUAAUUAAAAAGGACAUGCAAUUCUAAAAUGGUUAGUUUCUGAGGGGUACUAUUAGAGCACCACCAAUUACAGAAACAAGUCAUUGUCUUUCUUGUCAAGGGAUGUGAUCUUGAUUGCAUCUCAUUAAUAAGAUUGACCUUUCUUCAAAUAUAUUGCUCAACUAUUCAAAAUUGUUCAAACUAUUAAUUGAUUCAGAACUAAUAUUUGCCCUCUGGUCACAAUUUUGCUACAAAAUAUUUUUUCUAUUGUUCAGCCUGUUUCUAUUGUGAGAUUUAAUGUAGUCCUAAUUACAAUCCUGCAUAUUUGCCCUUCGAUAUAAUUGCAAACAUUUACACAGUAGUGGGGUAUAGAAAACUGGUAAUCAAACUGCCUGCCCUUGUAGUCUGAAACAAAGACAGUUUUGCAGAUGCUGGAAAUCUAAAGUAUCAAUGGAAAAUAUGGGAAAUACUCAGCAGGUCAAGUUGCUCGCAAAAGGCAAAUAGCAUUUACUCUUAAUGUGGAUUGAAAGAGGUUACAUGAGCUUUUCUAGCUGUGAUGUUUAUUUUCUGACUUAAAAUGUUAACUACUCUUGCUCUAUUAAUAUUACUUAACAGCUUGAGUAUUUCCAGCAUUUUCUGUGUCGGUAAUUUCUAUGACAGAGUGCGGGUUGAACCAGAAGGAAAAAUAUCAAGCACCUUGGUGUAUGUGGAAGGAGUUUAAACAGAACUCAGAGAUACUGGUAGCUACAGGUCUCCAACAAGAGUAUUUCCAUUAUUUUUAUGCUGAAUUAAUAAGAAUUUAUUUUUUGACAUUGGUGACCUGCCCUGAUUUAACAGUAAACAGAAUUCAAAGGGUCUUUUUAUGCAAUGUUUUUUGUUGUUUUGUGCAUUCUAAUAAAUGGACUUUUCUAUGCUAUUAUUUGUA